GUUUUGAGAGUCAAUGGAAGCAAAAUGACGCUCAGCGAAAUGGAAAGAAACUCCAACCUAGGCGAGCUGAAGAAGGACUUGCCCGGUUUUUCACUGGAACAGAUCCUCAAGAAAUUGGGGCGCCAGUUCAAAAUCAAGGAAGAUGGAGAUAGUUUUCAGGUGGCCUUGGCAAAUGUGGAUUGGCGGCCAAUCCCUCACAAGGUCGUGACGCAUUUCUUACUACGUGCUGAUGGAUCCGUUGACGACAAGCAUAGCGUCGAAGACACGGGCUGCAGAAGCUUCAAAAACCACAAGCGUGAUGCGCGCAAAUUGCAGCGCAUGAAGGAUGGUGAGCAGAAAGGGCCAAGUAAAGGAGUGCCAAAGCAGCAAAAUCGGAACAGACGAAAAGAAAAGAAAGGCAAAGGGAGAAGCAAAGGUGACAGCAAGAAGGAAAAAGGAAAAGGAGGAAGAGAACGGAAAAGAGAAAGAGGAAAAGGAGGAAAAGGAAGAAAAGGAGGACGAGGAACAGAAGGAAAAGAAGAACAAGGGAAAGGAAGAGAGCGGAAAGGCGGAAAAGGAGGGAAAAAGGCAACAAAAGCAGAGCGUAAAGGGCAAGGCGACCAGGGCGCCGGGCCACCACGUGGAGGAGAGGAGUCUGAAGAUGGUUACAGAUCAAACAAGAGAAGUGCACCAAAGGAUAAUAGAGAGGAGCUAGGCCAGUCGGGCGAUCCCCUUCCAACAAGGCCAAGAAAGAGAAGAGUCUUCGCUCCCGAGCUUAGUGAACUUUCUGAUGGCCCUGAAGAUCAUGGGAGGCAGCCGGGAGAAGAUUGA
This is a messenger RNA of Cladocopium goreaui, 810 nucleotides long. The record is from the annotation of a GenBank genome assembly. Lineage: Eukaryota; Dinophyceae; Suessiales; Symbiodiniaceae.